This is a messenger RNA of Closterium sp. Naga37s-1, 1533 nucleotides long. Lineage: Eukaryota; Viridiplantae; Streptophyta; Zygnematophyceae; Desmidiales; Closteriaceae. The record is from the annotation of a GenBank genome assembly.
AUGGCUGGUUCUUCUGACUUUCCGUCCAUUGCUGAUCGUUUGGCCCUCUGGGAGAAGCGCGGUUUUGCGCAACAUGAUGCUUGGAUGGUCUCCCAAGUUCGCAAUCUGGCUGCCGAGGAGGAGGAGGACUCGUGGGUCGUUUCUCCUGAGGUCGAGGAAGUGCCUCAAGCUGAAGUAGAGGCUGCAGAGGAGGUUUAUUCGCUGUUUAUGGCUGCAGAGGGCGAUUCUGAUCCAAGCAGCAGUGACGCUACCAUGAGCAGCUGCUUCAGUGACAGCAGCAGCAGCGGCCAGAGCUCCCAGGAGGAGCCUUCCACUGCCAUUGCUGUCAACAGCCUCUGCUGCAGCAACUACAGGUUCAACUGCUACAACACUUACAGCAAGCAGUACAGUGACACCUCGUUGCUCCUUGACCUGGUGCUUCUGCUGGUUUCGUUUACAGUGAGUAAGAACGUGGUAAUUGCUGUGCAUCUUGCAUCACGGAUGGGUCUGCUGGGUGCAGACCAGAGCGUGGUCGGGGGAACGCCUGCAGCCAGUUGUAGACUGCUCCCUACACGGCGUCCCAGACCUGGCAGCACACGAGUAGCAGUGGUUCAGCCAGCUAUGGUGGAGAAAACGAUGGUGACUGUUUCUGUUGGAGGUCUCCAGGCUCUCAAAGGAGCUUCAGCAGCACUUGGGAUGAAGAUGCCGGCUAGGGCUGGAGGUGUGGUGUGUGAGGACAAGAAGCAGCCUUCAGGAGCUUUGGUUAUUCCUUCUGGUGGAGGUGUCAAGAAGGGGUCAGCAGUAGCAGAAAGUAAGAUGCAGCAGCACGUGAGGGUUGGAAGCUUGGCAUUCGGUGCACAGAACUCGCCUUCAGGUCGUGUGGACUCUCCUCCUGGUGGACGUAUCAAGGGAGCGCCGGCAGCCUUACAGAGCAAGAUGAAGCAGCAGCAAGUUGGUUCGGGAGCAUCACAGAGCAAGAAGAAGCAGCAGCAAGUUGGUUCGGCAGCAUCACAGAGCAAGGAAAAGCAGCAGAAGCAAGUUGGUUCGGCAGCAUCACAGAGCAAGAAGAAGCAGCAGAAGCAAGUUGGUUCGGCAGCAUCACAGAGCAAGGAGAAGCAGCAGAAGCAAGUUGGUUCGGCAGCAUCACAGAGCAAGAAGAAGCAGCAGCAGCAAGUUGGUUCGGCAGCAUCACAGAGCAAGGAGAAGCAGCAGCAAGUUGGGUUGGCAGCAUCACAGAGCAAGGAGAAGCAGCAGCAAGCUGGGUUGGCAGUAUCACAGAGAAAGGAGAAGCAGCAGCAAGUUGGGUUGGCAGCAUCACAGAGCAAGGAGAAGCAGCAGCAAGCUGGUUCGGCAGCAUCACAGAGAAAGGAGAAGCAGCAGCAAGUUGGUUCGGCAGCAUCAGAGAGCAAUGAGCAGCAGCAACAAGUUGGGUUGGCAGUAUCACAGGGCAAGAAGAAGCAGCAGGAGCAAGCUGGGGGUGUGAGGGUUGGGAGGAGGGUGGAUCCUUCAAGAAUGACAAGGGUAGUGGCAAUAAGGCCUCCUUGGAGGCCAUAA